AUGAAUGAUAUGACAAGUCUCUUAAAUCUGAAAAGAGAACAGUUUCAUGUACAUAUUAGGAAAUAGAGAAAUGAGAAACAAUUCAAAGAAUCAAGAAAACUUUACUUUUUAUCACUGUUUCCUUAGUAAACAUAGAUGCAAGAGAUAAGCGCCAAAAUAAGAGACAUAAUGGAAAGAGGUGAAUAAUUGUGUGGAGAACCAUUAAUAAUGAUAGUUGAGAAGAUUGAAGAAGUUUUGGAGAAAGAAAGCAAUCUUAAAUUAUUGGAUACCAUUGAUGCAGCUAUUUGGAUGCUAAAGUCUGUAGACGCAUAAAUAUAUGAGGAUGAACUGAGUGAUAACUAUAAGAUGCAAAGAAUUAUCGAUAAGAUGAUACCACUUUCUCAAGGGUAUUCUAUCCAUCAGGGACAUAUGAACUAAUAAAUUAUCAUAUAUGCUGCAAAAUUCCUCAAAUAUUGGACAUUGAUAGACGAUAAAUAGAUUUACCACUACUAUGGUGAAGUGGCUGAAACAGUCUAUUUCCUAUUAAAUAAAUAAGAAGUCAUUUUUAUUAAAAGAGGAGUUGAAAUAAUGCUCAAUCUAUUCGAAUGUGAUGACGGGAGAUUGUUGUCUAAGCUACACGAACUACUUAUUUGUGGUCAAAAUUUAGUUAAACCUAUUUGCAUUUUAUUAUAAAAUCACUAAAACUGUGAUAUUCAAACAACCAUUUGCAAAAUAGUACUUCAAACAUUUUUGAUGCAAGAUAAAAAUGGAAUGAACCAAUACUUAAAUUAUACCAAUUAGGAAAAUCAACUAACAUUCUUUGAUAUUUUAAUUGAACUAGUUUAAGAAUCGGAAGAGAAUAGCAGAAAACUCUUUCGUUAUCAAUUACACAUAAUUCACCUGAUUCUUGAGUAUUCUUCAAGUGAAAGAGAAUUACUAUAUGAGUACUACAAAUAGAAAAUGAAUUCAUCAGAAUUUAGAAUAAGGAUGAAAGAUUAAUGGGUAUUUCAUGAAUGGAAUUCCAUCCAGAAUGUUGUUAAUUAAAUUCAAACGCAUUUAGAAGAAUGA
Molecule: messenger RNA, 1047 nt
Organism: Paramecium tetraurelia
Lineage: Eukaryota; Ciliophora; Oligohymenophorea; Peniculida; Parameciidae
Exons: 3
Source: RefSeq, a predicted model, not a curated record